CGCGCCCAAAUCCUCAUCUAAAACAUGUGGCUCGAAUCCAUUUCUCCAAGCCGAGGGCCACAAAUCCAAGACGACCACCAAGGCCACUGCGGUUGCGUCUCCGAACCCUUUCGCUCUCCAUCGACGACUCCAUGGCCGUGGCGCCCGCUGCUUCCACCCUCCGCUCCUCCUUCCUCUCCUCUCCUCGCCAUCCCAAGCUCUCCCUCUCCAGCAAACUCCCGGUAAGCCGUCGCCUGCCCGCCUCGUACCCUCGCGUCCGAGCACUCGACCUGGACCAGAACACGCUUGUCGCCAUCUCCGUGGGGGUCGUAAGCGUUGCGGUCGGCAUCGGUAUCCCCGUGUUCUACGAGACUCAGAUCGACAAUGCUGCUAAGCGGGAGAAUUCGCAGCCUUGCUUCCCGUGUAACGGAUCCGGUGCUCAGCAAUGCAGAUUUUGCACAGGAAGUGGUAAGAUCACUGUAGUGCUUGGAGGUGGUGAUACAGAUGUCUCACAGUGCAUCAACUGUGACGGUGUUGGUAAAUUAACAUGCACUACAUGCCAAGGCUCUGGAAUCCAACCACGAUAUCUUGAUCGAAGGGAGUUCAAGGAUGAUGACUGAAACCUUUCUCUCCAAGUGAUGAGAGAGUGAGGAGAUGUUUUACCUUUUAAGUUCAACUCUAAAAUUGCAAGGAAUGCUCAUUGUGUUAGUCUUUUCAUGCAACGACUAAUACAUUUCAUUUCUAUCCGUGCAGGAUCGGAUGUAAUAGUCCUCUGGUUCUUUUUAUCUAUGUAUAUUGUAUUCUCUAAUCAGAUUAUUCGUAUGCCAAAUAACAUCUACAUUUUUUUAAUCUUUAA
Messenger RNA from Musa acuminata subsp. malaccensis (wild Malaysian banana), 835 nucleotides. Its product is annotated as protein SPA, chloroplastic. Gene Ontology annotation, cellular component: chloroplast. Lineage: Eukaryota; Viridiplantae; Streptophyta; Magnoliopsida; Zingiberales; Musaceae. Gene Ontology annotation, biological process: photosystem II repair. The record is from RefSeq and is a predicted model, not a curated record. Gene Ontology annotation, molecular function: protein disulfide isomerase activity.